AUGGACGUGAACGCCUCAGACUGGGGCCACAACGGGGAUGCUGAAUUCCAGUCCAUCUCUGCUUUCCCCAGCAAGCUCGCCGUGCUAUUCCUUGGAUUGUUGGCUCCAUUGGCCAUCAUCAUCAUUGUCCAGGGACGCUGGAAACUCCCACCACCGUGGCCAACCGAUGUCCCCUCUCUAGGCGAUAAGGACGGCUUUGCCUCGUGGAUCUGGAAAUGCUACCGGCGGUGGCCAUUGCUCUCGCGGAAUUUACAAGAAGGAUACGACAAAUUCAAUCGUUACGAUCAACCGUUUCUUCUCCCGAGUUUCUCCUUACGGCCUCAGGUUAUCCUGCCAGCCAAGGAUCUGGACUGGCUCAUCCGACUACCCGAUACAGUCGCUUCGUCACCCGAAAUCCAAAACGAGAACAUAGGACUGGCGCACGUUUCUCCUCUCACGCGCCCGCUCCCCGGUGAGAAGAUCGUCAUGACUGCGAUCCACACCCACCUCAAUCGCCACACGAGCCGCAUCCAAGCGGACAUGUACGACGAGCUGAGGGUGAGCAUCGACCGCGAGUUCGGCACCGACUGUUCACAAUGGCGGGAAGUGCCGAUCUUCAAAGCAAUGGACAGUGUGGCCCAGCGCGUUGGCGCUCGGGUGACCUUUGGUCUGCCGAUGUGUCGCGACGAACAGUGGCUCGCUUCGGCGAAACGAAUGGUGAGCUGUUUCGGUGCGGCGAUUAUCAGUGCGCAGUUGAUGCCCUGGUUCAUUCAGCCAAUCGUUAGUCCCUUUAUGAGAUUGGUUUGCGACACGGUCCGGAUGCGGUGCUUUAACUCUAUCAGACCGAUCUUUGAGACCUGGUAUGAUAGGAUCCUGCAAGAGCAAAGAGACGGCGGAGCUUGUGAUCAAAGUGUGCCAUACAACUUCGCGACAUCGGUGAUGCGGACUUCUUUGAAGGCCAGUGAUGAAAAGCGCGCGAGUGUGUCCAUGAUGUUUACGACGCUUUUGGUUACGGCUCUUCUUCCAUUCAAUGGUAUUGCGCUCGCCUUCACGGCCGCAUUGCUCGACAUCGCCAGCUCAGCCCCAGAGGAGGAGGUCCUUAAAACCCUCCGAGAGGAAGCCAUCCAGCAUGUACAGUCCGACGAAGACUGGAACAACCUAGCCUCGUUCUCCAACAUGCCGUAUACCGAAAGCGCAGUGAAGGAGUCCCUGCGCCUAAGCCCGUCACAAGCAAGAGUCUUGAACAAAGAAGUCAUGCAGGAAUCCGGACUGACGUUGCCCAGCGGACAACACCUGCCGAAGGGGACCUGGCUGGGAGCCGCAAGCAUGGGAACCCACCUCGAUGACCGAUUCUACCUCGACGCCAAGACAUACAAACCCUUUCGAUUUGUCAAGCAGGGGUCGGAACUCAGCCGCUGUGAUGUCGCGGCCACGGGGGGAGACGAAGGAGGCGCGGGUUCGGCGAGGCUAGAGGCUCAGGAUCGAUUUGAUUCUCGAGUGCCGUUUCUCUCGUUCGGCGCGGGCCGACACCGCUGCUCGGGACAAGCGUUUGUGCUGCAUUUAAACAAGCUCCUCGUGUCGUAUAUUACGACGCACUAUGAAAUCGAGUCAUUGGAUGCUAGGCCAGCGAACUGGGAAAUUGGAGACUCUAUAAUUCCGCCUCAGAGUGCGACCAUCAGGGUCCGUCGUGUUGCUGGAAAAUGA
Molecule: messenger RNA, 1683 nt
Organism: Aspergillus melleus
Lineage: Eukaryota; Fungi; Ascomycota; Eurotiomycetes; Eurotiales; Aspergillaceae
Product: cytochrome P450
Exons: 4
Coding region: 1-1683 (560 amino acids)
Molecular function (GO): iron ion binding; oxidoreductase activity, acting on paired donors, with incorporation or reduction of molecular oxygen; heme binding
Source: RefSeq, a predicted model, not a curated record